AUGAGUGCCGCCGCUUAUCAGACCCCUGCCGGCCUGAAGGAUCUUCUGCGCGUGUCAGAUGAAGUCCGCGACGCCGUUGCGACGAACAAACCGGUUGUAGCUCUGGAAUCAACAAUCUACACCCACGGAGCUUUGGGCAAUGACCUCGGCCUUGAGGACAUCGUUCGCCAGGGCGGUGGCGUGCCCGCAGUCUGCGGUGUCUUGAACGGCGAGCCCGUGGUUGGUCUCACUGAGGAGGAGGUUGCGGUCAUGGUCAACUCUGGAAAUGCUAGCAAGGUUUCGAGGAGAGAUUUUGCGCAUAUUGUCGGCUUGGGCCUGACAGGCCGCAAACUCCACGGCGGCACCACCAUCGCCGGCACCAUGCUCCUCGCCCGCCUGGCCGGCAUCCGCGUCUUCGGCACCGGCGGCCUCGGCGGCGUCCACCGCGACGGCGAGAACACCAUGGACGUCUCCGCCGACCUCACGGAGCUCGGCCGCACCCGCGUCGCCGUCGUCAGCGCCGGCUGCAAGGGCUUCCUCGACAUCCCGCGCACCCUCGAGUUCCUCGAGACCCACGGCGCCUUCGUCGCCACCUUCGCCGACGGCCGCACCGGCAAGGUCGACUUCCCCGCCUUCUGGGCCCGCGAGAGCGGCACCAAGAGCCCCCUCGUCGUCCACACCGAGCGCGAGGCCGCCGCCAUGAUCCUCGCGCAGGAGAGGCUCAACAUCGAGUCCGGCAUGCUGUUCGCCAGCCCCAUCCCGGAGAAGGACGAGGUGCCCCGCGUGGAGAUGGACGUGGUCAUCGAGACAGCCGUCAGAGAGGCCAAGGAGAAGGGCUUCACGGGCUCGACUAACACACCGUAUAUCCUUGGCAGAAUCAGGCAGCUCACCGAGGAGAGGAGCACGCUGGCCAACGUGGCGCUGGUGAGGUCGAAUGUGGCGCGGGCGACCAAGAUUGCGGCCGAGCUGUCGAACAUGUUGAAGGAGGGGACGGAAUCCGCCCCAUCAAACAAACAAUUCUCCGGAUUUGACGCGGCUCCCAAACCCGCGACGAAAGUUCAGACCCCGAAGUCGAGCAAAGCGGACGUUCUUGUCGCGGGAUCCGUUGCUGUUGACCUCAGCUGUGACUACCAACCCCUUAACAGCAAAAGUAAAGAAGUCUCUCCUCACAUGCAUACAUCCAACCCGGCCUGUAUCAACCAAUCCAUCGGCGGCGUCGGUCACAACGUCGCUCUCGCUGCGCAUAGGGUGAGCAAGGACGUAAGCGUGCGCCUCUGCAGCAUGGUCGGAGACGAUGUCGCUGGAAAGACUGUCCUCUCCUCCCUCGAAUCCUCGGGCCUCGACACGACCUACAUCCGCCAGCUCGGCUCCGAGUACCACCACUCGAACCGCACGGCGCAGUACGUGGCCGUCAACGACGCUGAGAAGAACCUCGUCGUCGCCAUGGCGGACAUGGGCAUUUUCGCCAACCACUCGUUCCCGGACUACUGGAAGUCGGCCGUCUCGGGCGCGCGGCCGGGCUGGCUCGUCGUCGACGGCAACUGGAGCCCCAAGGACAUCCGGGCGUGGGUGCAGGCCGGGCGGGAGCAGGGGUGCGGCGUGGCCUUCGAGCCCGUGUCGACGGCCAAGUCGGUCGGUCUCUUCCAUAAGGAGCACCCGUACCUGGGCGUGUUCCCGGACCCCGGCAUCGAUCUCGCAUCGCCCAACAACUUUGAGCUCUCGGCCAUGUACGCCGCCGCGAAGGAGAACGGCUUCUUCGACACGCCGGAGUGGUUCGGGGUCAUCGACGCGUUUAACAUGCGCGGGGCGCGGGACCGAUUUGUGCGGCUUACGUCCGCGGAGAUGACGGACGCUGGGAUCCCCGUGCAGACGAUCCACUUGCUGCCGUAUAUUCCCACGCUGGUCACGAAGCUGGGGUCCAGGGGAGUUCUGUUGACGACGAUUCUGGGGCGGGAUGACCCCCGUCUAAAGGACAGGAACGAGGAGAGGUGGCUGCUGACGAGGGCGCCGGUUGACCAUCCUACCGUCGGAGGAGUCUACAUGCGUCUUUUCCCGCCGGCGGAGAAGGUCCCGCUGGAGGAGAUCGUGUCCGUGAACGGCGUGGGAGAUACGUUCCUGGGAGUCAUGAUCGCGGGUCUGGCGAAGGGUGGCAAGGUUGAGAAGUUGAUUGACGUUGCGCAGAAGGCGGCGGUGUUGACGCUGAAAAGCCACGAGAGUGUGAGUCCUGAUCUGGGACGGUUGGACGAGGCGUUGAAGGCCGCUGUGAGGUCUUAG
This is a messenger RNA of Colletotrichum karsti, 2253 nucleotides long. RefSeq lists its product as uncharacterized. The coding region runs from base 1 to 2253 and encodes 750 amino acids. Gene Ontology annotation, molecular function: pseudouridylate synthase activity. NCBI's taxonomy places the organism in Eukaryota, Fungi, Ascomycota, Sordariomycetes, Glomerellales, Glomerellaceae. The transcript has 4 exons. The record is from RefSeq and is a predicted model, not a curated record.